Molecule: messenger RNA, 2732 nt
Organism: Piliocolobus tephrosceles (Ugandan red Colobus)
Lineage: Eukaryota; Metazoa; Chordata; Mammalia; Primates; Cercopithecidae
Gene: NRL
Product: neural retina leucine zipper
Exons: 3
Coding region: 1316-2335 (339 amino acids)
Biological process (GO): retinal rod cell development; regulation of transcription by RNA polymerase II
Cellular component (GO): nucleus
Molecular function (GO): DNA-binding transcription factor activity, RNA polymerase II-specific; RNA polymerase II cis-regulatory region sequence-specific DNA binding
Source: RefSeq, a predicted model, not a curated record
GGUGUGUAUGCUGUAAGACUAUGAAAGCCCCAAGCAAAGGUCCCAGUCUUUCCAGUGCCAGGUUUCUAGAUGAGGACUCUUGCACAGAGAAUAGGUGACUGGAUGCUGGGCUUCCAGGCCCUGAUCUGCUGCUGCCCACUUGGACCAACAAUGAUUGCAUAAAAUGUUGCCCUCGGGUAUUUUUGAACUGUGUGGAAGGUUGACCACUGGGGAAUGAGUGUCACUGGCGGGAGUUCAUGGGCUUAAUUCUUAGGAGGUCAGUGUCCUGUUGUCUGUCCUAUCAUGGCCCUGGGGGAGAGAGAAGCAAGGUCUGCUCUGAUUGGCCUGGACCCAAGGUGGAGUAAGCCUGAGAGAGCAAAGGCCAUGAGAAGGAUGUUACUCUCCUUCUCUACCAAGGCCUCGCCCAUCAGAAACUGCCCCCACACCCAGGACCGCGUGACUCUGUGCUUCCCCUGGCUCUCCUUCCUAGAGGCCACAUGCCUAGAGAGCUUUGGUGUUGGUGGGAGGGUGAAACAGCAGCCUGCUGGCAGCUGGGACUCAGAGGGUGUUAGCCUGGGGAAGGGAGAAAGCUCAGAGCAUGGAUGCGGGAGCUUGAGUCUGGCUGGGGUAGAAGCUGGGGUGGUUUCCGCUAAAGCAGGAUAGAUGAUCAGUGUGGCCUCAGGGGCAGGGGAGGAAGGCUACUGGUACCGGGGUCUGUUCCUGCCUCAGAGGGAAGUUCUCCCUGAGCAUUAAUUUUCAAGACACACAUCCUUGAGGAGAGCCUCUCUGCAGCUGGAGCCUCGCUCACGUUAUCUCUUGUGAAGCCCCCACACCCUCCUACAGCCCCCUAAGUGGGACCUUUCCUUCAAAGACUACCCACAAGGGCUGCCCAAGUGGAACGGGCUGUGCGAGAGAUGUGGGUCACUUCCGACUCUGAGACAAAAGCUGAGAAGAGAGGCCUCAGAGAAUAAAUAGAAAGGAGACUAAGAGGACGAGCAGACAAACAGGAGGAGCCAGGCCUGGACAGAGGAGGAAGCCAGCUAUGUAAGAAACGAAGGCAACUUGGCACCCUCCUCCCACCUUGCUUGCCUCCCUCUCCUGGCCCCAGGUCCCUCGGGCUGCCCUGGACUUCCCGCCAGGUUCCGGUCCUUCCAGUCCGGGAAAGGCCGGGAAUGGAUGUUUAACCUUCCCAUCUUCUUUAAGGGGCUCUGAGCUCAGUCUCCCGGGGCUCACGUACCCUUGUCCCCAGGGCCCUGCUGCCUCUCGAAGUACCCUGGGGCGCUGGCUGGGAGCCCGGUAGAGGUCCGAGGGAGGUAUCUGGGAAGGAAAGGAGGAUAUGCGGAGACCCGACUCAGCAGAGACGAGCGAGGAGGGAGAGGAAGUUCUGAGAGUGACGGAUAGAGAUCGCGCGGUCAGAGGCGAGCGAGGCAGAGAAGGGGAGGUGCGGGCGGAAACGAGGAGCACCGGCCGGCUGCCCUCCCAAGAGACGCACGGCGCGGGAGGCUGGACCCACAGCAGUCGCCCCUGCCCGCCUCCGCCUAGGAUGGGAAACCUGGCGGAGGCUGAGAGCAGGAGAGCGCCACUGGCAGCCCCGAGAGGGCGAGCGCAGCGGAAGGUGCACCCCUCUCAGCCCAGCUCCAGAAUGGCCCUGCCCCCCAGUCCCCUGGCCAUGGAAUAUGUCAAUGACUUUGACUUGAUGAAGUUUGAGGUAAAGCGGGAGCCCUCUGAGGGCCGACCUGGCCCCCCUACAGCCUCACUGGGCUCCACACCUUACAGCUCAGUGCCUCCUUCACCCACCUUCAGUGAACCAGGCAUGAUGGGGGCGACCGAGGGCACCCGGCCAGGCCUGGAGGAGCUGUACUGGCUGGCUACCCUGCAGCAGCAGCUGGGGGCUGGGGAGGCACUGGGGCUGAGUCCUGAAGAGGCCAUGGAGCUGCUGCAGGGUCAGGGCCCAGUCCCUGUUGAUGGGCCUCACAGCUACUACCCAGAGAGUCCAGGGGAGACAGGAGCCCAGCACAUCCAGCUGGCCGAGCGGUUUUCCGACGCGGCGCUGGUCUCGAUGUCUGUGCGGGAGCUAAACCGGCAGCUGCGGGGCUGCGGACGCGACGAGGCGCUGCGGCUGAAGCAGAGGCGCCGCACGCUGAAGAACCGCGGCUACGCGCAGGCCUGUCGCUCCAAGCGGCUGCAGCAGCGGCGCGGGCUGGAGGCCGAGCGCGCCCGCCUGGCCGCCCAGCUGGACGCGCUGCGGGCGGAGGUGGCCCGCCUGGCCCGGGAGCGCGAUCUCUACAAGGCUCGCUGUGACCGGCUAACCUCGAGCGGCCCUGGGUCCGGGGAACUCUCCCACCUCUUUCUCUGAGCCAUUCAGAGCACCUUGUGUUGUAGUGGGGGCUGGGUGGGGUGGCACCGCCCAGGAGGCGGCUGCACUGUUCUCUGCGUCGUUACCAGAGCGCCUUCUGGUCCUAGCCACGCCCUGUAUGACCGCGCAAAUAUCCCCAAAGCUUUUGGGUUCUCAAGUCAUGCCCGAAUUUAGAUGCUGGUCAUUUUCUGGAGAGGGGUCCCCUCCCCUUACGAACACAGAAACCCAGCCCACAUGACUAGCAGGCUGAGCUCUGCAGGGACCAGUGCCAGGCACUGGGGGGUGGAAGUGUGGUGACACAGUGAAUGAGAGGUGGGGGAGGGUUGCAGCUCCCACCUCAGUUUAGUUUUUAAUUCAAGGUUUUCAACCUGUAACACAUUAAAGCUGUAAUUAGCAA